AUGACUCGGGUUUUGGUGCUCUACUGGCCCCGCGUAGAAGCACCAAGAAUACCAAGGAUCAAAGGUACAGUGGAGGAAGAAGAGGUUUGCCUUGAAUGGAAGCAGUGUCCGGACAACUCCGAGUACUACCUGGGUAAGAAGUGCAACGAUCAACAGCUUGUUUGCACUCGCUAUGGUAAGCCGCAAAAGCGCCAAUGCCUGAAAUGGGUGAACUGCAAAAACAGCUGCUACUGCGCCCAGUGGGCCAAGCUCUUGGAAGAAUCGGCCGAGACGGCAGAUGUCGAGCGGUUAGGAGUUGCCGUGCCAGAGGUGACAGCCGAUGAGAUUGUGGAAGUGGAAACGCAAACAGACAAAGCCGCCAGCGCCGUCGGCUGA
Messenger RNA from Durusdinium trenchii, 375 nucleotides. Lineage: Eukaryota; Dinophyceae; Suessiales; Symbiodiniaceae. The record is from the annotation of a GenBank genome assembly.